Molecule: messenger RNA, 3591 nt
Organism: Closterium sp. NIES-65
Lineage: Eukaryota; Viridiplantae; Streptophyta; Zygnematophyceae; Desmidiales; Closteriaceae
Source: the annotation of a GenBank genome assembly
AUGCAGACCGGUGCCGUUGUCGUGAUAACGCUGGCGGCUCUUUUCUUGGCAUAUAUGUUUUCUGUCGGGUCCUUCUCCAAAAGCAUCGCUCCCACCGCUGACUUGCAAACCUCGUCCCAGAAUCGCAAGGUGGGUGCAUUUGGCUCUGAAUCUACAGAGGUAACGGAAUCCACGGUUGACGACGAGCCGGUGCUGCCGCGGUUGACGCCGGUACGCGUGUCAUCUCGUAGCCACGCCGAGGAUCACUCCUCAGAUUCCGACGCGGAGGAAAAUUCUUCGCUAGAGAAACAGAGCAAAGCAUCCGCGGUUGAGAAGGAAACGCUGGAUUUGGAGCUAACCGUUGAGCGCGAUGCGACGACGGACGUCGUGACGCAAGAGCAGGAGAGUAAGCAGGAGAAGCAGAUGGAGGAGGAGGCGAGUGAAGCAGCCGAUGAGUCCAAUUCCGCUGAGAAGAAGAGUGAAGAGGAAUCCAGCGCCGAAAGCGACUCGGAUUCCACAGAGGGCACUGAAGAUGGCGGCAAGGAUGAAACCAGCAACCCUCCGAGAGAGGAUGAAGCUGAGCAGACUAACAGCGAGACUAAUGACGAGGAGAGCGAGCCGCAAGAGGAGAAAGUUGAUGAGAUUGAGACUCAAGAGGAGGAGAAGACGAGCAAGAAAUCGAAGUCAAAGAAGGCAAAAAAGGAAAAGAAGACCAAAAAGGUCAAGAAGUCUAAGAAACAUUCCAGCGAUGAAGACGAGUCCACGGACGAUCAGCAAAUCGACGCGUUUCCGGUGUGCGACCCGGAGCUGUCGGAGGUGAUUCCGUGCCUGGACCACAACAUCCACAAGAAGAUGAAGCUGCACCUCAGUACAAGCCUCAUGGAGCACUACGAGCGCCACUGCCCCCCCUCCAACCUCCGCGUGCGCUGCCUUGUGCCGCCGCCCUCCGACUACAAGACGCCUAUCCGGUGGCCCGAGAGCCGCGAUGUGGUGUGGAAGUCAAACGUGCCGCACCCGUUCCUCGCUACCGAGAAGUCGGAUCAGCACUGGAUGGUCGUGGACGGUGACAAGAUCCGCUUCCCGGGCGGUGGCACGCACUUCCACGACGGUGCCGACAAGUACAUCCAGUCCGUCGGCAGGAUGCUCAAGAACGAGGACGGCGAUCUGUCGCUGGGCGGCAAGAUCCGUACAGUUUUGGAUAUCGGGUGCGGGGUGGCGUCGUUUGGCGCGUUCCUGCUGGACCAAGGCAUGAUCGCCAUGUCGGUGGCGCCCAACGACCGACAUGAGAAUCAGAUCCAGUUUGCGCUCGAGCGCGGCGUGCCCGCUUGGCUCGGCGUGCUGGGGACCAAGCGGUUGCCGUUCCCGUCGCGCGGGUUCGAUCUCGCGCACUGCUCGCGCUGCCGCAUCGACUGGGGCCAGAGAGACGGCGUGCUGCUGCUGGAGCUGGACCGUCUGUUGCGGCCCGGCGGGUACUGGGUGUGGUCCGCGCCCCCUGCGUACCGCGACGACGAGGAGAGCCGCACACUGUGGAAGCAAGUGACGGACGUGACCAUCAAGCUGUGCUGGACCCUGGAGGUGCGCGAGGCGCAGACGGCGAUAUUCCGCAAGCCCAAGAGCGGCACCUGCUACGCGGAGCGCCCCGAGGGCACGGUCCCCGCGCUGUGCGACGAGCGCGGGCGCAACGAGGCGAGCAGCACGUACAACGUCUCGCUCUCCACCUGCAUCGCCGCUCCUGCCACAGAUGACGCAGUGAGCGUGGCGCCGUGGCCGCGGCGGCUUAAGGCGCCGCCUCCUAGAGUGGCACUCACUGACGUGGGCACCAACGCGUACAAGAAGAUGAACAAGGUGUGGGCAGAGCGGGUGGACGCAUACUGGGCGCUCCUAGCGGACCGAGUCCAGCCAGACUCCAUCCGCAACGUGCUCGACAUGAAUGCAGGGCUGGGUGCCUUCGCAGCCGCACUCACCGCCUCCAAGCCGGUCUGGGUAAUGACAGCCAUCCCUCCCACAGACCAGCACGCACUCGAGGUUAUCUACGACCGGGGGCUUCUGGGCGUGUACCAUGACUGGUGUGAGGAGUUUUCCACUUAUCCCCGCACGUAUGACUUGCUGCACGCGCACAAGUUGCUGUCGCUGGUCACUGCGCGCCGCUGCUCCACGGACGAUCUGCUCCUGGAGAUGGAUCGAAUCAUGCGCCCGGGAGGGUUCCUGCUGCUGCGUGACGCCCCUGCGCUGCUUGCUCGUGUGACUGACCGUGCCUCGGCGCUCAGAUGGACGGUCCUGGAGGGUCCGCUGUCGCCUGCUGCUGAUGGCUUGCCCGGGGACGUGGAGGGCGAGGGGGAGGAGGAGGUGAUGGUGGUGCAGAAGGAUAUGGUUAGCAGCGCGAGCUCCGUCCGCGCGCACUCCCUCCCGUUGCGCGCGACAACUCCCCUUCCGCCGCCCACGCUCUCUCCCUCCCGCCACGUUCUCUCACUUCCCUCCUGUCGCGACAGUCCCCUCCGUCGCCCACGCUCACUCCUCCCCACCACGCACGCUCUCCCCCCAUCCAUCGCCCACGCUCACUGCCCGUACUCCGCACACGCUCACUUCCCUCCGUCGCCCAGGCUCACCCCCUGCCCCUCGCCUUCUCUCAUUCCCCUCCGUCGCCUAUGCUCCAUCCCCAUCCCUUCCCUCCCCAUCCCUCAUCUCCCCAUCCCUUCCCUCCCCAUCCCUCAUCUCCCCAUCCCUUCCCUCCCCAUCCCUCAUCUCCCCAUCCCGUCCCUCCCCAUCCCUCACCUCCCCAUCCCCGCCUCUCCAUCCCUUCCCUCUCCAUCCCUUCCCUCCCCAUCCCUCACCUCCCAGUCUCUCAACUUACCGUCCCUCUUCUCCCCAUCCCUCUUCUCCCCAUCCCUCUUCUCCCCAUCCCUCAUCCCCCCAUCCCGCAUCUCCCCAUCCCUUCCCUCUCCAUCCCUUCCCUCCCCAUCCCUCACCUCCCCAUCCCUCACCUCCCCAUCCCUCACCUCCCCAUCCCUUCCCUCCCCACCCCUCACCUCCCAGUCUCUCAUCUUACCGUCCCUCUUCUCCCCAUCCCUCUUCUCCCCAUCCCUUCCCUCUCCAUCCCUCACCUCACCAUUCCGUUUCAACCCAUUCCGCCCCACCCCAUUCCGCCCCACCCCAUUCCGCCCCACCCCAUUCCGCCCCACCCCAUUCCGCCUCACCCCAUUCCGCCCCACCUCAAUCCGCCCCACCCCAAUCCGCCCCACCCCAUUCCGCCCCACCCCAUUCCGCCCCACCCCCAUCUCCUCCUCACCCCAUCUCCUCCUCACCCCUCAUCCGUUGUGCUUUUCGGCACUAAGAAGCUUUUUGGGGAGGGGAGAUGCGGUUCCACCCCACCCCACUCCGCUCUCCCCCAUCUCCGCCCCACCCCACUACGCUCUUCCCCAUCUUCGCCUCACCCCACUCCGCCCUGGCCCACUCCGCCCCACCCCAUCUCAAGAGGCGAGGAGUGUGAGAGAGGCGAGCAGUGUGAGAGAGGCGGGGAGUGUGAGAGAGGCGAGGAGUGUGAGAGAGGCGACGAGUGUGAGAGAGGCGAGGAGUGUGAGAGAGGCGAGGAGUGGCGGAGGAGGAUUGGAUUAG